UCGUUUACUUGCUGAUUGAGCUGUGUAUUCAUGGUUUAUGUCUGGGUAGAGAAGUAUAUUAAUUACGCAGUUUUAAUGAGAGUGAAAAGAGUAUUCUCCCUUAUCAAAUGGUUCUUGAUGUCCUCUGUCACGACAAUACAUUAGAAUCAGAUCACUUCCUUGUAAGUAAGAUUUGAAGAUCAACGAAAAUCAAGAUGGAGGUUUCCGGAAAGAGAGGUGACCCUGACCUUGACAAGGGCUCCGCAGACGCAACUGUCUACUGUCAGCCGUGUGAAGAGGGCGGGAAACGCGCUGUGGCCCGGGGAUACUGUCAGACCUGCGAGGAGUACAUGUGUGAUCCCUGCAUCGAGGCCCAUAAGAGGUUUAAGGUGUCUAGAAACCACAUUGUGUUGUCAAAAGAUAAGAUGCAUUCCUUCUACCCGUCCACCAAGCAGUCAGACAUCGGCGAAACGGAUUACUGUAAAACCCAUCCAAAGGAGAUGAUAAAGUUUUACUGCCCGACCCACGGCGACCUUGGCUGUGGUGAUUGUGUCCUACUCGACCAUCGCAGCUGUAAAGUCGAUUACAUCGCUAACGUUGCUAAAGAUUUUAUCAUUGGCAAUGAAAUCAGGGAGCUGGAACCAUCGAUUAAACGAGCUGAAGAUCUUCUAUCUGGGUCUAUCAGUAAUGUCAAUGAGCUUUUGGACGAGGUCGAAAACCAGUCUAAGGAUGAGAUCGCAAGAUUGAGGAAAUUCCGAGCAGAAAUCAACGCCUACCUGGACCGCCGCGAGAAGGAGUUGCUCGACAACAUCAAGAAAGUGAAGACCGAUAAUCAAAACGUUUUGCCUGCCUUUAAGAGUGACUGUGAGUCUGCGAAAUCGGGUCUUGAGGCCAUGAGGGCAGAAUUAUCGUCUGGUGACAUCUCGGUGAACCAAAGGUACGUGGCUGCGAGGCGAGCCGAGAAGGACUUACGGAAUAUUCUGGAUAAGAAAGAGCAGACGACAGGUCUGAUAAAGGCCCGAAAGUAUCGAUUUACUAAGGACCCGGACACGGAACGUCUUCUGGGAUCGAACAUGGGCCCGGGAACACUUGACGUUGCCGGAGAGUUUAAAGAUAUUCCAGUUCCUGACCUCUCUACUGUGACAUGGAAGAUGGGGGCGGAUAUCAACGUUAAAGCGACUCAGGACCAAACCUGCUGUAUCACGGGCUCCGCCGUACUCACUUCUGAUCUCUUACUCCUGGCUGACUGGAAUAACCAGAAUGUCAAACUUGUUAACGUCCCCGCCCGCACCGUCACGUCCUGCCUCCAGCUGCCAGGCAGCCCCUGGGACGUGUGUGUGCUCCAUGAUGGCCAGACCGCCGUCACUCUCCCGCAUAACUCCGUGAUUCAGCUGGUGUCUACAAAGCAAGGACAAUUGUCGUGUGGAAAGGAAAUAACAGUAUCACCUGAGUGUUAUGGUAUUACGUCUUACAGCAAUAGAUUAUACGUUUCGUACGUAUCAAACCCGCGUGUUGAAGUAAUGACAUUUGAUGGUCAUAUCAUAAGUACAUUCCAAACAGAUGAUGGAAGACAUCUAUUCCAAGCAUCAUAUUACUUGACUGUGUCAGCUUCAAUACCUCCGACCCUGUACGUGUCUGACCUCACUGCUCACACCGUUCUCCAGCUGUCCAUGGACGGGAAGGUCCUGCGUGAGAACCGAGACGAGCAGCUCGUCCGUCCCAGGUCCGUGGUGGAGGUAGGGCCUGGCCAGAUGGUCGUGUGUGGACUCGACAGCCACAACGUGAUGCUGCUGACAGAGAUGGAUGGCAAGAUGACGGAAAUACUGGAACAGGAAGACGGCCUUACCAAUCCCUACUCGGUGUCCUUCUGUCCUCACACUCGUGCCAUAGUUAUCGCGAUGUACAAUAGUGACUCACUGAAGAUAUUUAAUGCAAACUGACAUUUUUGUCUUGUCGUGAUUUUUUGUUUCUUUCAAAAAAAAAACUUUUGAGCAAUCAAUUGUUAAUACAAUAAAAAUUAGAUUUACAAAAUAUAAAAACAGGGUUUGGUUACAACUUGUUUUAUAUAAUUGAAAAGCUAUUAAACUUAAAUACAUGUACACAUAUCUUAUAAUUGUUCAACGUAUUUGGCAGUUUUGUAUAGCAAUUAAUUGUAUAAAGAAUCAGUGUAAAUAUUGAUGUUUUGUUCGACACGCUUCUGAUAAGAAUUGUUUUUGGUGUUUUUAAUUGUAUUGUUGUAACGAUAGAACUGUGAUUAUUUUCCUGGUUUUAAAGUUAAAAUUUUAUGUUUCACAUACUGUUUAACCAAGAUUUUGGAUUUAAAGGGUUUAAUUUCUCACUCAAAUUACAUACUUGUUAAAUAUAUUUAACCUGACAUCGCUCAAAGAUAUGAUAUCAGUUUACGUAAAUGCAAAUUAUUUUGAAUUCACUAUAAAAAGAAUAUUUUAAAUCGGAAUUCCCCUAAUGUAUGUUUUUCCAUUUAAAUGGAGAUGAAAAUGCAAAAUGUCUUUAUACUUUAAAAUUUGGGAAGGAACGAAUUUUACUACGAAAUAUUUUGUCUGUUUACUGUCUGUAUUGUUCAACUGGUUGUGUAUCUUAACCUUUUUAUAUUAAACGUUCAA
Messenger RNA from Mya arenaria, 2600 nucleotides. RefSeq names its product E3 ubiquitin-protein ligase TRIM71-like. Gene Ontology annotation, biological process: positive regulation of DNA-templated transcription. The record is from RefSeq and is a predicted model, not a curated record. Gene Ontology annotation, cellular component: nucleoplasm; chromatin. Gene Ontology annotation, molecular function: ubiquitin-protein transferase activity; zinc ion binding. Lineage: Eukaryota; Metazoa; Mollusca; Bivalvia; Myida; Myidae. The coding region runs from base 195 to 1919 and encodes 574 amino acids. The transcript has 3 exons.